CCUCGAUGCCCUUCCCCUACCGUUCGCUCCUUGCACAGUUUUUUUCACCCAAAACUCGGCGGCGGCUCGUUGCUUAUCAUGGCGGCGGUGACGGAGGCUGUGGACAAGUCGGAUCAAGAAAGCGAAACGGAGGAAGAUGUGUAUGAGGUGGAGAGGAUAGUGGACAUGAAGGUUUCUGAGGGUCAAGUCUUGUACAGAGUUCAUUGGAAAGGCUAUUCUUCUGAAGAUGAUACUUGGGAACCAGAGGCUCACCUGGAGGACUGCACAGAAGUGUUGCAAGUGUUUAAACGAAAACUGACAGAAAAAUCACCUGUAAAUGAAAAUCGGAGGCUUACCUUAGACAAAGAUAUUUUUGAAGAUGAGUCUGCAGAUGAUUAUGGAGGCGUGAAAGAAACUUGCCCACAAAAGACUAAAAAAAAGAAAAAAUCUAAAACUGAACUGGACAUGAAGCAUGACAGUCCUAAAAUAGAUAAAAAAGCUAAAUCCAGCAGGUCAAAUAAUGAAGAACUGAGAGACAACAUUUUAGAUAAUGUGAGAGAGACCCCUGAAGAUGGGAAGGUAAAGAAAACAAAUUCAACUGAAUCUAAGAAAUUGAAAAAACAACAUGAUGCACAGAGGUCUUUAGUUGAGCCAGUCACACAGGUUGACUUGUUAACUGAAUCUGGUGAAAGCAAAGAGCAGAAAAUUGUGGAUCCCAGUGAUCCAACAUUUGAGAAAACUAGGGGAUUAACAACCCAAGACACGAUUACAACACCAAAAAGAUCUCUGGAUAGCUCAGAUGAGGAUGACCUGGAGCUUAAGAUAAAGAAAAAGAAAAAGAAGAGGGAUAAAGUGGACAGUUCCAAGCAAGAAAUGAAAUUCCAGAAGCAGAGAAAGAAUCUUAAAGAUGAUUGUUCAGAGAAGAAAGUUAUAAAUAAGGAGAAUAGCAGUCAUAAUAAAAAACACAAGUCUCAAGAGAAGCGAAAGGAGGCUGUUUCAUCGGUAAAAUCAGAUGAAAGUGAAAUUAAGGUUCCAAAAUUUCAAAUGGAUGCCAAAGGCAGAAAGUCAAUAGACAAUGAAAACAGUACUACUCCUAAACAAGAUUGUGUGAAAAAUGCAAUGAUAAAACUGAACAAAAUGUAUAAUGUGACUGAUAGUUCUCCUCGGUGUGGUACUGAGAAGGUGACUCAAGGUUCUGAAUCUAGUGUAACAACGUCGGGACAGCCAUCCCAAUUUGCUGAGCCUAGUCUCUUUGACAAGUUGGGAUUGGAUUCUGAAGUUAAUCGAGAAAAUGUGAAGACUGACAAUUCAAACUACUCUGCAACGACCACUGAGGAGAAGCUGGAAGCAAUUAAAGUUCCAAGCCAAUUUGUUUCCCGAGAGCGGUUGGGAAAGAAAGGUGAAGCUCCCAAAGAAAUUUCUGAUAAAAAAAUGGAUAUUGACAAGGGGCGAAAGGAACAAAGUGUGGACCAUCAUAACAGAGAGAUGAAAGGUCUUUUUGAUAAGUUCCUGAUUCCUUUCACUGAAAGAAUGGAUGAUGAGGACAGGGAGAAUAAAGACUCAGUUUUCCAAGGUUCUAAAAUUGAUGGGAACCGAACCAAAGGGAAGAAGCAGGUGCAAAAAGAUAAGAAAAGUACAAAAGAGGAGAAUGAUUGCAGAGUGCAGAAUGCAAUUGAAGAGACUCAAGAAGUUCUUGAUACCAUGUCUCAGACUGAGGAAAAUCCAGCUGAAAAACAGGAGAUGCUUAAAUUGGGUGUGGACCUCCAGCUUGAUUGGAUGACAUUGGAAGAUUUUCAAAAACACUUGGAUGGAAAUGAUGACUUGAUUUCUGUACCAAAAACAAUAUCCAAUAGUGUGUUGCGCGAUGCAGUAAAAAGUGGGAACUAUUUAACCGUAAAACUGGCUCUAAAUUCAAGUGAAGAGUAUAAUCUAGAUCAAGAGGACCCUAGUGGAAUGAAUCUCGUCAUGUUUGCAGCUGCCGGAGGACAGGAUGAUAUCCUUAGGUUGCUCAUCAAGAAAGGUGCAAACAUCAGUUCUAGACAGAAGAAUGGUACAACAGCAUUGAUGCAUGCAGCUGAAAAGAAUUAUCUGACAACAGUUGCAAUUCUUCUGGAGGCAGGUUCCCAAGUCAAUGUUCAACAAAUCAGUGGAGAGACUGCAUUAAUGAAGGCUUGUAAGAGAGGAAAUGCUGACAUUGUAAGACUUCUGCUAGAAUAUGGUGCAGACUGUGGUAUCCUUUCUAAACACCAGAACAAUGCUCUAUACUAUGCUAAACAGAGCAAUAAUAUUCUAGUAUAUGAUCUCCUGAAGAAUCAUGUGGAAACUAUAUCCAGAGUAACAGAUGAAACAAUCAGAGAUUACUUUGAAGCACGUCUGUCAUUGCUUGAGCCUGUGUUUCCUGUUGCUUGUCACCGACUUUGUGAAGGACCAGACUUUGCUUUGGACUUCAACUAUAAACCUCAGCACAGUUCAGUUGAAGGUACUGGGAUUCUUCUCUUUAUCUUUCAUGCAAACUUUUAUAGCCAUGACCAUAUAGUGGCUAAACUCUGUGGAUCCUGCAGUGUUCAGGCAGUUAUUCUAAAUGAUAAGUUUCAACUCCCUGUAUUUUUGGAUAGCCAUUUUAUUUAUUCUUUUAGCCCAGUGCCUGGUGCCAAUAAGUUAUUCAUUAGACUUGCUGAAGCACCCACUGCUAAGGUAAAGCUGCUUAUUUGUGCAUACAGAGUCCAACUCCAGUGAACCAUUUGCCCACAUUGUAACUAUAAUCUGCAGGUAGAAAAACGGCAGAGAUCUGAGCAUUUUUUUAAAUGUACAGUUCCUCCAGGACAGUUGGAUUUUAUGCUGCAAUGUCUGAAAUGCUUAAAUGACAACUUCAGAAACGUAUUGCAUUUAAAGUUUUACAGACUGUAGUUAUGUUGUUUUUUAAAGUUGUCGUCUUGUAGGGAGCAGUCGAUUUUAGUGUGAAGAGAUAACUGGUGCAGUGUUGUUCACUCACGUAAAACCUGACUGUAUAUAGACUUUCCACAAUGUGGAAGGGAGUGGUUGUAUACUCCAGAUUGAAUAUUUACAAAAGGUACACAUGAACAAGUUCAUACUUUAUUUUCUGGCAGGUUUGUCAAAUUUUGCUAACUAAGUAAUGAAACAGAUUGGAUAAUAAUUUUACUUAAUUCACACCACUUGCCACAGAGUGUGGGUGGAUGAUGUUUUGUAGCCUUCACCACUUAUGCUGAAGUACAGUGGGAACACUGGAAGAGGAUCAGAUUCUGCUUUAAGAGAAUCACAUAUUUACCACAGUUCAUUUAUUCACUGGUGUGACACCUUUUACAAGUUUGUUUCAAGUGAUUUUGUUUUUGUAUUUAUGAAUCUGUACGGUGUAUCAUGGUGCACAGCAGCAUUUUAAACUACGUAUUCUCGCAUUCCUAUUCAACAAUGUACAACAGAGCCUAAAUUUGAAAACAUUUCGUCUUGUGAUCUGCAAAAUACCUAUCACAUAACUCAGUUCAAGCUGUAUGUGAAUGUUCUUGUUUUCCAGUUUUUGUUCAUAAUUAAUUCAUGUUGUAAACUUGCCAGUAUUAUUAGAUUGGUUAUUGAUAAAAUCUGUUACAAUGGUUGAGUAUUUUUAUUUAAAAAAGGGAAGCACUUCAGGUACAAGAUCUGUAAAAUAUUGCAUGUUUAAAAAAAAUGAACAUUUUACAUAACAUACAUCUCCAGAAAUGUGCCUUGCUGUCCAUUAUGUUGUAUGUCAACAACCAAUGUGCCUAAACUAUAUUGCAAAUACUACCAAAAAAAAAAGUGACUUGAGGAAUGUGAUUGUUGAAAAAGUUGUUUCUGUUCUCAUGUAAAACCCAAAUUCUUUAAUCAAUCUUGUAAAUUUCAUGUAAAAUAUAAUUUCUAAUGUUUGAA
Molecule: messenger RNA, 3879 nt
Organism: Stegostoma tigrinum
Lineage: Eukaryota; Metazoa; Chordata; Chondrichthyes; Orectolobiformes; Stegostomatidae
Gene: mphosph8
Product: M-phase phosphoprotein 8
Exons: 14
Coding region: 79-2715 (878 amino acids)
Cellular component (GO): nucleus; cytoplasm
Molecular function (GO): protein binding
Source: RefSeq, a predicted model, not a curated record